Cheilinus undulatus (humphead wrasse) is the source of this 4230-nucleotide messenger RNA. RefSeq names its product NUAK family, SNF1-like kinase, 2 (gene nuak2). The coding region runs from base 284 to 2164 and encodes 626 amino acids. Gene Ontology annotation, molecular function: protein serine/threonine kinase activity; tau-protein kinase activity; ATP binding. NCBI's taxonomy places the organism in Eukaryota, Metazoa, Chordata, Actinopteri, Labriformes, Labridae. The transcript is spliced from 6 exons. Gene Ontology annotation, cellular component: cytoplasm. Gene Ontology annotation, biological process: microtubule cytoskeleton organization; intracellular signal transduction; protein phosphorylation. The record is from RefSeq and is a predicted model, not a curated record.
UCGUGUCGCGACAUGCCGUGGACCUGCGGGCAUUAGGUUCAGUAUCAUUGAGAGUAGUCUACAGACACGACGCACGUUUAAGUUAGAUGCCGCAACUUCUGUCUCGUACAUUUAGUUGUAGAAAUCCGCCGUCUGCAGUCACGUCGUUGUGUUAACUGAACCUGAAAACUCAAUCGUUGAAGUAAAGAGCUCCGCGGAAAGAAAUGCACGUUUACAUCCUCACCUGCGUUUAAAAGAAGGAAGACAAAAAAAAAAAAAAAAAAAAAAACAGCGUCGCGUCAGCAUGGAUGGCUUAAGUGUUACCCGACUUUCAACAAACCGCAGACCGUCCUUUGGGACGGUGUUACCGGCUGCUGAAAAUACACUUGUAACAAAAGGUCCGAGCCAGGCUCAGGUGAAAAAGCAAGCCGUGAAAAGACACCACCACAAGCACAACCUGAAGCACAGGUACGAGUUUCUGGAGACCCUGGGAAAAGGAACCUAUGGCAAGGUGAAGAAAGCCAAGGAAAGAUCCGGUAGACUGGUUGCUAUUAAGUCAAUCAGAAAAGAGAAGAUCAAGGAUGAGCAAGACCUAGUUCAUAUUCGCAGAGAGAUAGAGAUCAUGUCCACACUCUGCCACCCUCACAUCAUAACCAUAUAUGAAGUAUUUGAGAACAAGGACAAAAUAGUGAUUGUGAUGGAGUAUGCCAGCCAAGGGGACCUGUACGACUACAUCUGCGACAAAAGGAGCAUCUCUGAACGUGAGGCCAGGCACUUCUUCAGACAGAUUGUAUCAGCUGUGCAUUACUGCCAUCAGAAUGGAAUAGUACAUCGGGACCUGAAACUGGAGAAUAUUUUAAUAGAUGGAAACGGCAAUGUAAAGAUUGCAGACUUUGGCCUGUCGAACCUCUACCAUGGUGAUGAGUACCUCCAAACCUUUUGCGGCAGCCCUCUUUACGCUUCCCCAGAGAUUGUGAAUGGACGUCCUUAUCGCGGGCCAGAGGUGGACACUUGGUCUCUUGGUGUGCUAUUGUACACCAUGGUUCAUGGCACAAUGCCAUUUGAUGGACACAACCACAAGACAUUGGUACAACAGAUCAGUACUGGAAACUACCGGAAACCCACCAACCCCUCUGAUGCUUGUGGGCUUAUCCGUUGGAUGUUGAUGGUGAAUCCUGAGCGCAGAGCCACAAUAGAGGAGAUUGCAGGACACUGGUGGCUCAACUGGGGCUAUCAGCAGCCAUUACUGUCCGAGACAAAGAGCAGCCCAGUAGAGCAGGCCCCUUCACCAGCCACUCCAUCGUCAUUGCACCCAGCUGGGCUGGCCAGUGUUGCUAGUUGGCUGCGGCGUACUUCCAGGCCUUUACUGGAGAACGGCUCCAAGAUGCGUUGUCUGCUCCGCUCGCAGGGUGGAGGAGGGGAUGUGGUCCGGCAGCGUUCUCUACGGAGGUCACGCAAAGAAAACAAUGUCUCCCAGACUGUUCAUGAAUCGGGCACUGACAGUCGCCCCUCUAAGAGUAUUUUAAAGAAACGCAACAGCGUGAAGCAGAAGGCAUUGAGUGAAACCCCCACUGUGGGUUCAGUGGAGCCACAAACCAUUUUGGGCUUGUCUACACCAGCCAGCACUCCAUCAUCUGAACAGCAGCCCCGCAAAGGUAUCCUAAAGAAGUCUUCGGAACAAGAGUCAGGGUACUACUCAUCCUCUCCUGAGAAUAGUGACUCUGGCUGGGCACCACAUCCCAAAGAGUGUCCUUCAGCACCACCCUACCGGAAAGGCAUCUUAAAGCGUAAUGGAAAGUAUUCUUCGGGCUGCCUUCAGGAGUUUGGCUCUCUGGACCAGCUGGCAGUGUCUUUACCCCGUGGAGGAACCAGGUCCAGACCAAGUGGGGCCAUCAGCGAGGACAGCAUUCUGUCUUCAGAGUCCUUUGACCAGCUGGAUCUUCCUGACCGUGUUGGACUUCCAACACAAAUGGAAGAACCGGUCAAAGCGAGCAUGAGAGGAUGCGUGUCUGCUGACAACUUGCUGGACAUCUGUGAUGACGGGAUUCUUCGGGAGGGGUCGCUUAGGCCCUGGAACUGCUAUGAGGCCGGGGCGGCUGACAGCGCCUUCUCCAUUACAGACUGUGAUAACGUAACAGAAGCCUACAAACAGGCCAUGGUCAUACGAAGCUCAGCAGCAAGCUGAACAUCUGGCACAAGUUUAAGUCUCUAAUUAAAGACUUCUUUUUCAUUCUGAAUUUGUAAAUGACCGUCAGCUGCUACUGAAACAGUAGCCAAAGCAUAUUAAAUGACAGACCAGCAGACUGUAGGGUCAUUUUGGCUAGCUUGAGGAAUGUGCAGAACCAAAAAAGGGAAGAGGCUUAUUUUGAAACACCAGAUUGUGGCUUAGAUGGUGAUCAAUUAGUGUUGCUUAAAUUAGCCUCUCAAGCUUUCUUUGUGAAAAAGGCUAAAAUGACCAGAUUGCACUGUUUUUUGUUUUUUUUUUUUUUGUUUUUUUUUUUUUUAAGAAAUGAUGACCAACAGUGCUUUUCAAAGAUUCUCAGGAGAAGAGAGCUGCUUUUGGUCAGUCAGGAGCGGUAAUAUUUUGGACGUAUAAACCCAGUUUCAGAAGUGUAGUGACUGUAAAAGGUCAUCCUGAAACCAAAACACUGGUCUGAUAUGCGAAGGAAACUGUGCUUCACAUGUUGCUCAUGAAUACAGACGGUUGGACUAUUGUCUGAAUGUUGCAUAAGAAGCAAACGUCGAGGUCUUUCACUGUUGAUAAGACAGUUUGAGAAGAAGUUUAUGACUUAACAGCUCUUGGAUUGUCGCUUUGUUAUUGCCGAUCUUUUGUAAGCCUUAUAUGCAUCUCAGAUUACAUCAGAAACGCACAGAUUAAAUGUUGGGAUGGGAUCAAACAUUUACAAAAGGAUGUCGAAAGCUGACAUUUCAUGGAAACCAAAGAAUGCAUUUACUAGUGUUAGACUUGUUUUUGUGGGGGUUUUUUUGUUGUUUUUUUAAGUGCUAUCAAAAAGUGCCAUGAUGAAUUUUGUUUUACACAGGGAUAUCAGCUCUGAAAGAGUUUGUUUUUUAUGUUUUUCUUUUUUCUUGAGAGGACUUGAGCUAAUUUCGAAUAAUGACUUGAAUAAUGAUGGUGACACACAUCUCCCAAUGAGCGAAACCAGUAGAGCUUGCUUUUGUUUCUAAGUAAACAGUAAUAAAGGUGCCCAGUUAGCAGUUCUCUUCUUUGUGCAUGUAGGUGGCAGUUUCACUGAAGGUGGAGCUUGUCCUUUUUAAAGAUUUUAGAGGUUGCAAGUUUAAAUUUCAUAAACUGUGCGUUUUAAAGGUAAACUGUGUGUCCAUGUGAACUACCACCCAAUGUAUAUAAAGCGGCACACACAUGCUUACAUUUUGAAGAUGAACCUUGUGUUGAACUUUGCAUUUUCGUGUACACCUGGAGCAGAACUAUAUUUCACACAGCUGGAUUAGAAGUUUCAGAUAGUUGUAGCAUAGCUCGGGGCUUGACUGGUUGACAGAACUUUCACACCAUGUUUCAAAAGGGAAAAUAAAACAUGCUGUUGAUACCUUUGGUAAAGAGCAUACCAGUUUUGUCAGUGUGUUUGACUUAUUAAUCCUGCUUUAUGAAGUAUCUUCUGUGGGUCAGAGAAGGGUAUAUCUGUAUUUUUUGUGUGUUUCAUUCUGCACAGUGGAGUUGCUUAAUUGGAUUGGCAUGCUUGGUAUUAAGUUACAGCAUCAAGCAAGUGCCUUGAUCAGCACUUUAUCGAAACUUGAUGGCAAUAAAUUUUGUUUCAGCUAUAAUUAGCAUUAAGUUUUGUAACAAGAGUUUCACCUGACAAGAGACUGCCAAGGUAACUGGAAUGUAUUUUUGGCACACUAUUCAGGUAUAAAGGCCCCACAUGUAUACAAAGUCAACUGGGUUUUCCUGAUUUCAACUGAAUAUUCUUGUCAUUUCUUAUCGGUCAUGGACUACUGAUUGUUGUCACAUUAAGGGAAAAAAUGAAGUAAGCUUUUUGAAAGAUAGGUUUAAAAUGUUAUUGUUUCACAUUUUUGUAUAACUUUUGGCAUUUCAUCAGUUUUUCAUUUUUCUUUUCUCCUGUAAGUCACAGGUGUGCAGGUUCUAGUUGUUUUUUUUUCCCUUUGACAGCAACUACAACCAUGGCUGCCAAAGUUUCUGGCUUAUCAUUCAUAUGACUGUGGGAUUUGCCAUGCUGUUGUGUGACCAGGACAAGUAAAGCAAUAAAAAACAAGAAA